UCCCUCUAGAAUGGUUCGAUUUCAUAGUCGUUAAAGAGCAGAUUGGCCGCCUUCAUCAUUCACCCGUAGUACUCCCAGUAGUGAUAAUUAUCACAAAUCAAUCGAAUUUAAACAACAGUUGCCCUCGUUAUCGGGGGACGCUUAAGUCUCAAGCCGCAACUGCCACAAUAGAGUAUAUUCCACGCUAUUCACUUCAAAUUCAACUCUUUCGGUUGGAAGCUCGUUAGUGAUCAGACCAGUGAAAUGAAUAUUCUGAAAGAAGUUUAUUUUGAAAUAAUCUGUUUGCUCUUGUUUAUGAGUUCGAUAGAGAGUGGCAGCUUCACUCCCGAAGACGCAGCCUUUGCUUUCCAGAGGUGUCGAAACAUAUCAAAUGCAAACACCGAUCUUAAAGAAAUGUGGGCGUUUUGGAAGUUUCCCGAUAAGAAGGAGACACAUUGCUACGUUAAGUGCUUCCUGGAAAAAUUGGGAUUGAUCGAUUUGGUUUCGAGAGGAUUAGAUGCCAACAAAAUAUUCCAACAAAUCGAUGAGAAUGACCUAUCUACUGAGGAGAGUGACUUUUGGGACAUAUUGGAAGUGGAUUUGAGCGGAACUUGUAAAUCCUACUACACGAAGUGGAUGCAGAUGAAUGAAAGAUUCCCCCAUAUCUUCCGGAAAGCGUUCUACGGUAGCGAAAAAGAUAUCAAAUAUUUCUAUCAAGCUAAUCCAUAUGGAGCCAAAAGAAGAGGAAUGACUGCAAUCGAUUUCUGCAUAAGUUCUUCGCAAACCGAAAAUGAUAAUGACUACAAUGCCCCAUCGGAGCCACAAUGUUACUGGGAAUGUGUUUUCAUUCAUUUCAGAUACUUUGAUGCCUACGGAAGAGUUGAUAGAAAUGAAGUUGUUUCUAGUUUCAAAGAUUACGACGGAAAUGUCGCAAGUUCAAAUCUAGAAGAUAUAAAUGCUUGUGUUCAUCAAAGCAAUGAGGAAUACUCGCUUGGGUGGUGCCAAGUAGCUAAUGCACUCUACAAUUGCCUUAUCAGUCGAAUACAUUACAGUCCUGAAGUGUUUACUAAGCGCAAUACAUGGACCGCAUCCUAUUAAAUUACUAAGCUAAAGGGCAUAUGUACACAUUUAUAUACGAAGACUUAUAAAUUAGUAUGCUAAGACUUUUGUUAUUAUCUAUAAUAGAUUUUAUUAAUUGAGGAACUGAUAAUAGUGUGAUAAAAAGUACGCAGAAAUACAUAUACAGUAUGUGCCGUUUUA
This is a messenger RNA of Hermetia illucens (black soldier fly), 1239 nucleotides long. RefSeq lists its product as uncharacterized. Lineage: Eukaryota; Metazoa; Arthropoda; Insecta; Diptera; Stratiomyidae. The transcript is spliced from 5 exons. Gene Ontology annotation, molecular function: odorant binding. Gene Ontology annotation, biological process: sensory perception of smell. Bases 244 to 1077 code for a protein of 277 amino acids. The record is from RefSeq and is a predicted model, not a curated record.